Molecule: messenger RNA, 1692 nt
Organism: Diuraphis noxia (Russian wheat aphid)
Lineage: Eukaryota; Metazoa; Arthropoda; Insecta; Hemiptera; Aphididae
Product: putative inorganic phosphate cotransporter
Biological process (GO): transmembrane transport; monoatomic anion transport
Cellular component (GO): membrane
Molecular function (GO): transmembrane transporter activity
Source: RefSeq, a predicted model, not a curated record
UAUUCUAGUGGAUAGGUAUCAAUACUAAUUUUUUUUAAAUAGUUAUGGUACAUUUUUGAAAACAAUAAAAAUGACGGAUAUCGAUGUGAAACAGGCAGAUCAAGUUGAUUCUCAAGAAAUGAAUUCCACUCAAAAAGUCGGCUCGUACGGGAUAGGGUGCCGGCACCUGCAGAGCCUGCUGCUGUUCCUGUGCGUGAUGAACGGAUACUUUAUCCGGGUUAACCUGUCUGUCACCAUCGUGGCCAUGAAUCCCGUGAUCAAYUCGACGGACUACAUACAGGAGCUGGCCGACCACGUGCCAAUAUUCGGGUGGACCAACUCGAUGCGGUCGGUGAUGCUGAGCACGUUUUUCAUCGGCUACCUGUUUGCCAACUUUCCGGCGUCCGUGCUCGGAUGCCGAUUCAACAACAAGAUGCUGCUGGCGUGCAGYAUGAUCGUCUCGUCCUUGCUGUCCAUCAUCAGCCCACCGGUGGUAUACGCGUACGGCGCCUACGCCCUGGUGGCCGUCCGUUUCGUGCAGGGCCUGUCUUCGGCGUUCAUGUUCCCCGUGAUACACGGCAUCAUGUCCAAGUGGGCGCCGCCGCACGAGCGAGGCAAGCUGGUCGGGUUCAUCGUCAGUGGCGUACAGCUGGGCACCAUGAUCACGCUGGCCGUCUCUGGUGUGCUGUGCAGCAGCUCGAUGGGCUGGCCAUCCGUCUACUACCUGAGCGGCGCGUUCGGGCUGGCGUGGACGGCCGUCUGGCUACUGCUGGGCGCCGAGUCGCUGUCCACGCACCGGUUCAUCAGCCAGGCCGAGAAGGAGUACAUCCAGAGGUCGCUCUCAAACACCAUCAGCCACGAUAAACGGUUAUCAGAUACUCCGUGGAAAUCAAUAUUUACGUCAUUGCCGGUGUGGGCCACCACCUUAGCGCACAUUGGCCAUAACUGGGGAUUUUGGCUACUGUUGACCGAGAUGCCGACAUUCAUCCACACAGUGCUCAAAUUCGAUAUUAGGAACGACGGGUUACUAUCAUCGUUGCCAUAUCUCGCCAUGUUUAUGCUUCAGAUACCGGUCAACUUCAUUGCCGAUUUUCUGAACAAGCGUGAAAUCACCACCCUCACGACUUCCAGAAAAAUCUGGAACACAAUAUCCUUCUGGGGUGGCACAGUCGGCUUAAUCGUACUAAGUUUUAUCAAAGACACCCAGUUAACGAUCAUACUUUAUGUGUUCAUCGUAGCCAUAGGAUGUUCAUCGAACGUUGGGUUCAACAUUAAUCACAUGGAUCUAUCUCCCAACUACGCCGGGCUCAUAAUGGGAAUCACCAAUACAGCCGCAUCUAUCGGAGGAAUCAUCGCCCCUCUGUUCGUAGGGGUCGUUGUCGAUGAUCAGACUUCAGUUUCGGAAUGGCGAAUUGUAUUCCUUAGUGGUGCAGUAGUGUUAUUCAUAUCCAAUUUGUUUUUCAUUAUAUUCGGCUCGGCUAAGACCCAGCCUUGGAAUUCAUUGCAAAAAAAAGAUUUUCCAAAAAUAGAUGAUACUAAACGAGAUAUUGAAAUAGUUGAAUAACAUAACACGAAAAUCAUAUGCAAUGUACUUACCACUUAGUAUGUAUGAUUGAUUUGUAUCUAUAUUUAAUAUUUAUAAUGAUCACAUUAUCAUAACAUAAAUACCAUUUUGAUCUAUGAAAUUAAAAUUGUUYCAAUGACAAAAUUUAA